AAGUUGUUGUCAUUAGAGCUAAUCUUUUUACCCUUUUUUCACCAGAGACGCAAACAAUAAGGCUUGCAAAAUUGUUCUCACUUUUUGUGAGCCGGCAGAGUUGACAAGUAAAGCAGUGCAAUUUGUGUUGUCCGUUUGUUGUGAUUUGUUCGGAGGUGACAAUUCGCCAACAUUGCUAAUAACUGGCCGGAAUUAGCUGCACCGGCACAAGGAUACUGAACUGUGAGCGACGAUUGCGCGCGCUGUGUAGGACAAGUGUGACAAACAAUCAACGAGUAACUGUCACGUGCAUGAGACUGAAGCGCGAUAAUUGUUUGAUAACAGGAGAGAGAGAGAAGAUUAUAGGAAUUGAGAGACACUUUUAAAUGAUUGAUUAGUUUAAAUAUUCUUCGUUAAUUUUUGGUUAUUGGCUAGUGUAUUAUUAUUAGUUUUUAAAAAGCUUUGGUUAUUGAGGGUUUAGCUGCAAUUAGAUAGUCUCGUAGUAUAUUUAAAUAACGACUUUGUUAGUAAAACGCGAUUUGGCAAUAGUUGUUAGUAAAACGAAUAAACAGAUUUAUGAUUGGCUCCGGUUAAAUGCAUCCUUGCAUCCGCGGUAAUUUUGCGAUCGAUCGCGCUUGUUUUCGAGCAAUGCUGUAAAUGUGCCUUGUAAAUUUGCAACCGGGAAUGGAACAGACUCCAGUUUCCUCGCCAACGACGGUAUCUAGUGGCGUAAUAGUACAGAGUUGUGCACCGGUAGACGAUGGUAGUAGCUUACUGGGGGGUGCUAGCGUUAGUGUAGGUAGUCUUUCCGACAGCAAUCUUAGCUCGACGACUGCAGUCCACAAACCGAAAAUAACAUCAUCGGCAGCCGGUUCCACUACGGCCACUCCGGUGAAGGCAUCAUCCGGGGCACUGACGACGACUUCGGCGGCUACAUCCUGUGUACCUAGCCCGGUACUAAGUCCCCAGCGAAAGGUGUGGGGCCGCAACAACAACGGUACAAUGGUUGAAACUUCCACCCCGUCCAAUGAGGCUGAGCUUCAGCUGUAUCGAGUGCUACAGAGGGCAAGUCUGCUAAGCUAUUAUGACACUUUGCUUGAAAUGGGUGGGGACGACCUGCAGCAGCUGUGUGAUGCUUGUGAAGAGGAGUUUCUGGAAAUAAUGGCACUAGUGGGAAUGGCAUCGAAGCCUCUCCACGUAAGGCGCUUGCAGAAAGCACUUCACGAGUGGGUCACGAACCCGUCCGCCUUCCAAAGUCCUCUAGCAAGCGUAGACACACAAUCACGGCUGACGUACAGUCCCGGACCAGGAUCGAUAGCACGUAGUGUCAGCAGUUACUCUGCAGCCCCGGCAGCAACGUCUAGCUUCAUUGUGAAUCCUUCAUCCAGUACAAAUCUACAGCCGUCUUCGUUAGGUCAUCUAGCAACUAGUCUUAGUAGUAGCAUUAGUAGCAACGUGGUCAGCCCAAUCGGUUCAACCACGGCAAGUUCGUUGCAAUUGACACCCAGCCUAACCGAGGAUCAAAUCAUCAAAAUUAUUCAAGCGGCCGAACGACUGUCUCGAACGAUACCUCGGCACCUCGAACCACGGCAGCAGAAUGUAAAAAAACGGACAACCCGCGACCUAGAACAGGUGAUCGCUAUGAGCGAAAACGAUCCCCGCCGAAUGGAGGAAAUACGAAAGUAUUCCGCCAUCUACGGCCGUUUCGAUUGUAAACGGCGACCGGAGAAACCGCUGACUUUGCACGAGGUCUGCGUGAACGAAGCAGCUGCCCAAAUUUGCAAAUACGUUCCAGCUCUGCUGACCCGGCGGGAUGAACUAUUCCCGCUGGCACGGCAAGUUGUAAAGGAGUGUGGCUUUGGGCAUUCCGCCAGCAUACGACUGACUGGAUUGUGCCAAACCCAAACUAGUCGGCACGAUGAAAUGGACACCUCGCAACAGAUGAAGCGAGCCCGCCUCUCAAGUGAUACCAGUUCCGAUCUCGGAAAGGAAAACUCCGAUGACAACAGGGAUCUGUCCAGCACCUCACUGUACCAGCACAUGGGCGACAAGCCGUUCGACCUAACCGAUUCAAGUAAAUUUUCGUUUACCCGAUCCGAAUUUGAUGACGCAGAUUCUCGAUUUAGUUUUAGCAAUUCAAGUUCGUCACCAGUUCAAACUGGAAAUGGAAUCGACCGAGAUUUGAACGAUCACGACUUUCCGGAGCACCUACGACACGCGGCCAGGUCGCUGAUCGCCCACGACAGCUCCCUCGGGGUGCAGGUGAUAUCGUCAUCCGGUGGUCACAUCAUCGCGGUAGCGAAUCCAGCAUUGGCACUGAGUCCAGCUCUGAGUGAAGCCAUAACGAUCAAGAGGGAAGCAAUUUCACCUGAUUUAUAACGAUCCCGCGGAGCCGUUUGUACAAAUUUUCAGCAUACCAGGCGCAAGGAGACCAAUACAUUGUAAAAAGGCUAUUAUCACUUUUUUUUCUUGAAAUAUUUUGCGAUAUUACAAAACCAAAAACAAAAAUUGGCAACUAGUCCACAAACUUUUUAAAAGUUUAAAAUUCAAAAUUAGACAAAAUCACUAGAAAAAACUUUUUUGGCACAUAAAUAAAAAACGAUUAGACUGUUCCUGACCAACUUUUUGGUUUGCUUAAAUUUGAUUUCUUUUGAAUUUACGCAUUUACGCAUCUAUGUUUUUAAGGUAUAGUGCAAAAAAGUUGAGCCUUGUUUGACUCAAGAAUAAUUAUGAGACUGUUCAUAACGAAUAAACUUUUUUUUUGUUGUUACAAUUCUAGUUUCAGUUCUUUAUUACGUUUUAGGUACUUAUCAUUUUGAUGAUUAUGUAAAUAGUCUAUUAUACAUAUAUCGUUGUGUAUAACUUUGUAGCUGUAAUACAGUGUAAACCAUACGUUGAAGUAUACUUGGAAGAAUAAAGGAAAAUAAACUAAAUAUGUAUAAAAAAUCGUACAAAUUAAACAA
Messenger RNA from Topomyia yanbarensis, 2942 nucleotides. RefSeq names its product NGFI-A-binding protein homolog (gene nab). Bases 637 to 2358 code for a protein of 573 amino acids. The transcript has 7 exons. Gene Ontology annotation, cellular component: nucleus. NCBI's taxonomy places the organism in Eukaryota, Metazoa, Arthropoda, Insecta, Diptera, Culicidae. The record is from RefSeq and is a predicted model, not a curated record. Gene Ontology annotation, biological process: negative regulation of DNA-templated transcription. Gene Ontology annotation, molecular function: transcription factor binding; transcription coregulator activity.